UUUUUGUUUUUUUUUUUUUUUUUUUUUUCAUUUAUUUUUUUGGAAAAAUUAAAUUUUAUAGUGUUCAAAGGAACGAUUAGUUAUUAAUACUUGCUACUGUACAAAAGAAAUAGUUCAUUGUAUCACCUUCAAAAGAUACCAUGUACAAAUCGCGAAGCAAUGAUUCCAUCCGUGGAGCAAAAUCACAACUUGAGUACGCUGAAAUGGAUCCAUCGGGUCGAUAUGGACGUUUCAAGGAAGUUCUUGGGAAAGGAGCAACCAAAACAGUUUACAAGGCAUUCGAUGAGGUUUUAGCACUCGAAGUGGCAUGGAAUCAAGUGAAACUCAAUGAUAUUUUCCGAUCACCGGAGGACCUUCAACGCCUAUAUUCAGAAGUCCAUCUCCUCAAAAACCUCAAUCACACAUCCAUAAUGCGAUUUCACACAUCUUGGAUCGAUGUUGAUAGGAGGACUUUUAACUUCAUAACGGAGAUGUUCACUGCCGGAAGCCUCAGAGAGUAUAGACAGAAAUACAAGCGUAUACACAUACAAGCAAUUAAAGAUUGGGCACGCCAAAUCCUAGAAGGCUUAGCUUAUUUGCACAACUACGAUCCUCCAGUCAUCCAUCGAGAUCUAAAAUGCGAUAACAUCUUCAUCAAUGGCCAUCUUGGUCAAGUAAAGAUUGGGGAUCUUGGGUUAGCUGCGACACUUUGUGAAUCACCACAUGCUCAUAGUGUUAUAGGUACGCCUGAAUUUAUGGCACCUGAGAUGUAUGAAGAAGAUUACAAUGAGCUUGUGGACAUUUACUCAUUUGGCAUGUGUAUGUUGGAAAUGCUUACGUCUGAAUAUCCUUAUAGUGAAUGCUCGAACCCAGCUCAAAUUUAUAAGAAAGUCACUUCGGGAAAGUUGCCGAAAGCAUUCUAUCAGAUUGAAGAUGCAGAAGCUCAAGAGUUUGUUGGAAAAUGCCUACAAAACGCAUCAAGUAGGCCAUCCGCAAGAGAUCUCUUGAUGGAACCUUUCCUUCUUGUUGAAGACACUGAUCAACCGAUGAAUAUCUCAACAAUCCCAACCCAAAACCCUACUUUCAUCGAAAAGAAACCUGAAAAGGUGAUUUCUUCAUUUCCCAAUAUUGUUCCAAAAAGUACUACUGAUAUGACGAUCACGGGCACCAUGAAUGCAGAAGACGAUUCUAUCUUCCUCAAAGUACUCAUUUCUGAUAAAAACGGUAUAGCAAGGAAUAUAUAUUUUCCAUUUGAUAUUGCCAGUGACACAGCGCAUGAUGUUGCGACCGAGAUGGUGAAGGAAUUGGAGAUUCACGAUUGGGACCCAUUUGAUAUUGCUGAGAUGAUUGAUAAAGAGAUCGUGACUUUAAUUCCGUCAUGGAAGAAACAACCCAUGUGUCUAAAAAACCUUCAUCAUCAUAGCUUUUGCUACGAUGAUGAUAAUGAUGAUGACGACGAAGACACCACCCCUCACCCUUUCCAUUCUCCCUCCUCACAAUCAUCAUCUCUAUCUUCUCUCCAGAGCCUAUUGAGACGAUUUGAUGCAGUACAUGAUCAAGCGGAUAAUACCGUGAUCUCUUCAACCCUUGAUCAUUGGAAUCGAGGUAAAGCCAUCAAUGGUGAUGAUACGGAUUCUCAAAGCUCAUAUUCAUGUAACUACUCAAACUUCACUUACUGCUCAGAUGUUGAAGAAGAAUAUGGUUCGAGAUCAUCUAUAAGACAAGACCAACAAGUUGCUGAGAAGGAGAGUUUUACUAGGUUUUGUGGUGAAGAGAGAGUGAGCACAAGAUGCAGUAGGCAAAAAGUACAACAAGAAACGACCCAACAUAGGAAUAUAAGUAGGACACGAUCAGUGGUCGAUAUUCGCAGUCAAUUGCUUCACCGCUCCCUAGUAGAGGAGAUUCAUAAGCGUCGUUUAUUCAAGACUGUUGCUGCCAUUGAGAACAUUGGCUACCAUGAGCCAGCUUGGUGAGUUCACGACAGUGAUUUUGUAUGAUCAGCAACGACUAUAAUAAAAUAUAAAGUUGUACAAAGAAAUAAAGGUUUGAAUGGUGAGAUUCGUGGUUUUGAUUAAUGAUGUGAUAUUUGUAAUGUUAAUGGUGUGUAAAUCAUGAGAACUUGUAUGCAAAUAGUUUCAACCAGAAGUUGCAUGUGUAAUAUGAAACUUUGAUGCAAUAAAAUUACUAUGG
Lactuca saligna is the source of this 2169-nucleotide messenger RNA. NCBI's taxonomy places the organism in Eukaryota, Viridiplantae, Streptophyta, Magnoliopsida, Asterales, Asteraceae. The record is from the annotation of a GenBank genome assembly.